Molecule: messenger RNA, 627 nt
Organism: Symbiodinium pilosum
Lineage: Eukaryota; Dinophyceae; Suessiales; Symbiodiniaceae
Source: the annotation of a GenBank genome assembly
AUGCCGGCUUGCUCUGCACUGCUGCGUAUAUGCUCCCCGGUGUUUGAGAAGAUGUUCGCAUCUGGCACCAAGGAGGCCCAGGACAAGCGUAUUCCAGUGACAUUGGGAACAGAGGAUGAUUUUCGAGUCUUUUACAGUCUCUUGAUGCCUGGAGGGUUCCAGGUUGACAAGAUCAAUGCGAGGAAUGCGGAAAGUCUGCUCAAGCUCAGUGAACAUUACGAGGUCGCCUUCAUCAAGCUGGCAUGUGAGGAUGUGCUCAUAAACAGCCCUGCCACAAUUUCAAUGCUUACAAAGGCCAAGACACAGAAUUGGAGCAGGCUGUACAGCAGCUGCCUUGAGAAGUUGGCGCGCACGGCAAUUCUUCUUCAGCGCAAGGACGUGGAUGACUUGGCGAAGAAUUCUCCGGAGAUUCUGGCUGAUCUUGCUUGGGAAAUGAGGAAGUAUGUAAACCCAAAUGAUGAGGAUGACUCUGAUCAGCAAGAUGAUGACCUUGAGGAAGAUGGGGGACUAGGCCCGUUCCAGAAGAAGCCCAAGAAGCCAUCCAAAAUUGAUGACCUUGAGGAGGAUGAUGGACCAGGGAAGCCCAAGAAGAAGCCCCUCAAAAGAAAAGGCAAGAGGGGCCUUUGA